AUGAGCUCGAGCCUGCGCACCGCCCAGCUCGCGUUUGCUGUCCCCGACGCCCCCUGGGCCGCUCUCGCAGACGGACGUCCGCCGACCUCCGUCGUGGCCGACGCCGAGCCACCCGGCGGACACCAGGUGCAAAUCCCCCACCUCGACCUCGUCCUCACCACCAUCCUCCCUGCCGCCGCCAUCCUGCUCACCCUUGGCGCGGACGUCCUCUCGCGUCUCCCCUACCCCCGCCUCCUCCGCCGCGCCGCCUGCACGCUCUCCAGCCCGUUCCGCGACUUUUUCACGCUCGCCGACCUCGAAGCGCCCGUUCCCUGUCCUCUCCACCGUGCGCCAUGGAAAGCCCGCGUCCUCGUUCUUGGCUCGGCCCUGCAAAGCAUCGUCUGGCUUGCCGUCUUGGUCUAUAGGGAGGAGGUGGGGGAUUUGGAGGGCAGCGUGGAGGCGGGAGUGGCGUUUUUGGCCUGGACGUACGCCUUCGCGCGGGUGCUCGCCCGGCCGCCGGCGACGCCCCCGUACUUGCUCCUGGGCUUUUAUGUGACGUGCGCGCUCGCGGCGCUUCACGACGUUGCGCUUGACCUUUUCGGGGACUCGGUCGACUAUGGCGCCCUCGUCCUCUGCGGCGGGCAGCUCUGCCUCGCCGGGCUCCUCGUGUGGGUCGCCGGGACGUACCCCCUUCGCGCGGAAUGGCCCGCAGACAACGUUGCCAAGCCCUCAGACCCAUCCUCAAACAAAUAUUCAGUCCCGGAGGACAGCGUCAACUUGUGGACCUGGUCGACGUUUUCGUUCGUGGAACCGCUCUUCAAGAUAUCCAACUCGCGCACCGUUAAUGAAGAAGACGUCUGGACAUUAUCCCCGUUCUUCACCCACAAGAACAUAUUCACCAAAUAUCUCCGAUACGUCUCCGAAUACCCUACUCAUUCGCUACUGCGAUACCUACUGGUCUCGAGCUCCCUCGACUUAAUCCUGGAUGUCACGCUCGAGUCGUGGAGCGCCGUCGUCGGUUUCGUGCCUCCAUAUGCACUCCAGCGCAUAUUAACCGCACUUUCGGAUCCGUCGCCGAACGCGAGGAACACGGCCUACUUCUUCGCGUUCGUCGCGUUUUUGGCCAACCUUUCAUUUGCACAGGUCGACGUGAACAAGGGCUGGUUCACGCGCCGGGCGUACGAGCGCACACGGGGGCAGCUGUUCUGCGCCUUGCACUACAAGCAUGUUUCUCUCACGCGCACCGAGAGCGGGCUGCUGACCUCUGCUUUCAGGGCGCUCAAGCGGCGAGACGUCAGCGGCAAGCACGCGCAGGGCCCCGGAGGGAGCGAAGAGGACGAGGGGAGCGCCGAUCUGGGCAAGAUCGUGAACCUCAUGCAGGGCGACGCGUACGCCGUCUCGGGACGGUUCUGGCAAUUCGCCGGCUUUUUCCUCGCCCCCGUCCGUCUCACCAUUGCUCUGGUGUAUCUAUACCGUCUUCUCGGGUGGAGUGCGUUCACCGCCGUCGGCGUCACCGUCCUCGUCUACCUCCUCAACUUGCCGUUAGGCAGAUACGAUGUCUAUCUCAUGCGCGAAAAUUGGAGAGCGUCCGAUAGGCGUAUGAAUGCCGUAAACGAACUGUUCCAAAAUAUCCGGUUCCUCAAAUUUUACGGUUGGGAGCUCCGUUGGAGCCAGCGCGUCAAGCAGGCUCGUGAUGACGAGCUUGGCUGGCGGGUCAAGGUGAACAUCGUCGACGUGAUCAUCACCUUCAUCUGGCACUGGAUGCCCUCCGCGACCGCGCUGGCGUCGUUCGUAUGCUACACAGUCAUCGCCGGCGAACAGCUCACCGUCGCCACAGCGUUCACAGCCAUCGCGCUCUUUAACCAGCUUCAGACCCCGAUGCUCCAACUGCCAGAACAGAUGUUCGCCCUGCUCCACGCGUACAUCAGUAUGCAGCGUAUCCAGAGCUUCCUGGACGAGCCCGAGGUGCCCGACUGGGCGUCAUCCCUCAAACGAGACCCUCAAACCCCAACGACGCCCGCCGCCCAAAUCGGCUUCGACGAUGCCUCCUUCGUCUGGGACGCCGCACCUGGCGACCGCACGCCUGCCCGCUUCACGCUCGGCCCUCUCAACAUCCGCUUCCCUCCCGGCAAGCUCUCGUUGGUCAGCGGCCCGACAGGGUCGGGUAAGAGUGCGCUGUUGGUCGCCCUGUUGGGAGAAAUGCAUUGCCUCGCAGGCAAGGUUGUGCUAAACAAGGCGGGGCAUCAGGUCGCGUACUGCGCCCAGAACCCGUGGCUGGAGCAUGCGACAAUCCGGGACAACAUUGUCUUUGGGGCGGGGUACGGGUUUGACGAGGGCCGCUAUCAGGCCGUGAUUGAAUCGUGCGCGCUGCAACGGGACCUGGACAUGUUCGCCGCCGGGGAUAUGACAGAAAUUGGCGAGAAGGGUAUUACCCUCUCUGGCGGGCAGCGCGCGCGCAUUGCCCUCGCGAGGGCGCUUUACUCUCAAGCCAAGGUCAUUUUGCUUGACGAUCCGCUCGCCGCAGUUGAUCUCCACACCGCCAACCACCUUGUGAGGAAGGCGCUGUCCGGAGACCUCGCUCGCGACCGCACCAUAAUUUUGGUUACCCAUCAUGUCACCCUCUGCGUCUCCGUGGCCGCGCACAUCGUCGAGCUCCAGUCAGGGGCAGUAAAACGGAGCGGCUCGACGGCCGAGCUGCGUGAACAGGGUGAACUGGACAAGUUCGUGGAGGCGGAGGACGUGGUCGACGACACCGGCACUGAGGCGUCCUCUCACACCGAGGUGGAGAACGAGGCCGACCUGACGGCGGCGAAGGCGAACGGAAACGGCGCGACUGCGCUCGCCGACUUGGGCAAGCUCGUCGAUGAUGAGGCACGUGCGGAGGGACGGGUGUCCGCGCGCACAUACUGGACAUACAUCCGUGCGGCCGGAGUGCUCUUCUGGGUCUUCACGUUCCUGUUCAUGCUUCUCAUGCGGUUCAUCGAAGUCAGCUUCCGGUUCUUCAUAGCGAAGUGGGGAGAAGCGUACGAACAGAGCGACGCCAGUGACGGGCCCUUGACCUCGAUCAUAGGCCACAACCCUUUGGACAGACUUCCGCCGCCCAACCAGGACGUGCGCCCCUGGCUCAUGAUCUACCUGUACAUCUCCAUCGCCAGCGCACUCACCGUCCUCUUCAGCAUCUCGCUCGGAUACUACUCCUCCCUCCAAGCCUCGCGCACGCUCUUCUCCGCGAUGCUCCGCCGCCUUGUCCGCGCCCCCUCCCGCUUCUUCGACACCACGCCCGUCGGCCGCAUCCUCAACCGCUUCACCGCGGACAUCAACACGGUCGACAACGCGCUGCACGUCUCCGCGCGCUCCGCGCUCUCCGGCACGCUCAACUUCGUCAUCUCCUUCACCGUCAUCAUCUCCGUCGUGCCCUCGUUCGCGCCCUGCGCGCUCUUCAUCGCCUGGCUCUACGUCCGCCUCGCCCCGAGCUACGUCCGCGCCUCUCGCGACCUCCGCCGGCUCGAGAGCAUAUCGCUCUCGCCCGCGUUCGCCGGCUUUGACGAGCUCCUCCGCGGCCUGCCGCACGUGCGCGCGUUCGGGAUGGAGCGCCGGUAUCAGGACCGGUUCUACGAGCGCGUGGACCGCUUCCAGUCCUUCGACCACGUCUACUGGUUGAUUGCGGGGUGGCUGAACUGGCGAUAUGACUGUCUUGGGUCCGUCGUCGUGUUCAUGACGACGCUUUUCGCGCUGUGGAGCGGGGUCUCGUCGGGAUACGCCGCGCUGGUCAUCGUUCAAGCCGCCAUGUUCGCAGACGCUUCGCGGACUCUGGUCAGAGUUCUCGCCCAGGUGGAGUUGGACUUCAACUCUGUGGAGCGCAUCGUCGAGUACCUCAAUGUGCCACAAGAAGCCGCCGCGGUCGUCGAAAGCAAGCGACCGCCUGCAGCGUGGCCGACGUCAAACGGCGACCUCGUGGUGGAGGACCUAACGGUGCGGUAUGCCCCGCAUCUGCCAGACGUCUUGAAGCAGCUGUCGUUCCGUGUCAACCCUACCGAGAAGAUCGGCGUGGUUGGUCGAACCGGGUCUGGGAAAUCUACUCUGGCUAUGUCGCUGCUCAGGAUAGUCGAACCUGCCGGUGGACACAUCUUCGUUGACGGCAUCGACAUCACAACCAUCGGCCUCGAAGACCUCCGAAGCCGCCUUACCAUCAUCAGCCAAGACGUAUCAUUGUUCACCGGGACCCUCCGCAGCAAUCUGGAUCCCUUCGACGAACACACCGACGAAGAGUGCUGGGACGUCCUCGAGCGAUGCCACCUCAAAACGAUCUUGAACAACUCCUUGGACCGUUCAGGAAGCACAGAGCAAGUCAGGCUCGACAUGCCCAUCAGCCAAACGGGCUCCCUGAGCGCGGGCGAGCGACAGCUGGUGGCGAUGGCCCGAGCCAUUCUUCGGCACAGCAACGUGGUCAUUCUCGACGAGGCGACUUCUCAGAUUGACUCCGACCUCGACGACCAGAUCCAACGAACCAUCCGAGAAGAGUUCGCGGGCGCCAUCGUCAUCACCAUCGCGCACCGCCUGAAGACCGUCCUGGACUACGACCGCAUCAUGGUCCUCGGCGCAGGCGACAUCCUCGAGUUCGACACCCCUCACGAGCUCCUCCGCACUCCGGGUGGUGUGUUCAGGGACAUGUGCCGCGCGAGUGCGGACAGGAGGGUGCACCAAGCAGUGUCGGAGGCCUGCGCUCCCUAG
Molecule: messenger RNA, 4710 nt
Organism: Epithele typhae
Lineage: Eukaryota; Fungi; Basidiomycota; Agaricomycetes; Polyporales; Epitheliaceae
Product: P-loop containing nucleoside triphosphate hydrolase protein
Exons: 22
Coding region: 1-4710 (1569 amino acids)
Biological process (GO): transmembrane transport
Cellular component (GO): membrane; fungal-type vacuole
Molecular function (GO): ABC-type peptide transporter activity; ATP binding; ATP hydrolysis activity
Source: RefSeq, a predicted model, not a curated record